Xiphias gladius (swordfish) is the source of this 2094-nucleotide messenger RNA. RefSeq names its product LSM3 homolog, U6 small nuclear RNA and mRNA degradation associated (gene lsm3). NCBI's taxonomy places the organism in Eukaryota, Metazoa, Chordata, Actinopteri, Istiophoriformes, Xiphiidae. Gene Ontology annotation, biological process: mRNA splicing, via spliceosome; P-body assembly. The transcript is spliced from 4 exons. Gene Ontology annotation, molecular function: RNA binding. The record is from RefSeq and is a predicted model, not a curated record. Bases 99 to 407 code for a protein of 102 amino acids. Gene Ontology annotation, cellular component: catalytic step 2 spliceosome; P-body; Lsm1-7-Pat1 complex.
UUCCGCGCUGUUAUCUGAAAACGCGGUUCUUUGUUUUUUUUUCAGCGGACCUGGCAACCCCCGUACCGGCCAGACUACAGGACGCAGACUCGAAAAUCAUGGCGGACGAAGUGGAGCAGCAACCGACCACCAACACGGUCGAAGAGCCGCUCGAUCUGAUCAGACUCAGUCUUGAUGAGCGGAUCUACGUCAAGAUGAGGAACGACAGGGAGCUCCGCGGCCGACUGCAUGCCUACGAUCAGCACCUGAACAUGAUCCUGGGUGACGUGGAGGAGACUGUGACGACGGUGGAGAUCGACGAGGAGACUUACGAGGAGCUCUACAAGUCGACCAAGAGGAACAUCCCCAUGCUGUUCGUCAGAGGAGACGGCGUGGUCCUCGUGGCCCCGCCUCUCAGGGUGGGCUAACAGCGACCAUUUCCUGGUGUGAAGGAGUGUUGGUGACAGCUGGGAAGUCUCUAACCCUGAGGAAGAGGGUGGUGCUGUCAUGUCAGGCUUAAACAGGGGGAGGGUUAAAACAUCGUCAGCCUCCAUGUGUCAGGCUCUGUCGUCAACACCGACCUCUCAUUUUACAUCCAUGACUCGAAGGUCAGAAACUUCACAAACUUCCUUUUGUGAGGCUGCAAGGAUAUAAAACAUGUUUUGACUCAAGAAACAAAAGUAAGAGGAUAUUUGUUUUGGACCUUUCUUUUUGUAAAAUAUUUUAUUUGGGCACUUUUUUUUUUUAUUAAAUUUGAUUUUGGGGUUAUGGCGAUUUCAGGCCAAUAUUUGAGUUCUGUUUCUCAGAAAAUGUAAUUUGACGUUGUUCUCUACAGCGUUUAAUAAAUCCCCACAGUGUUAGUUGUUAGGCCAGAAAGAUUGAAUAUCAUUUUUAUUCACCCCUUGAGGAUUUAGUUACUUCUUAAUCCCAGUGUCUCCAAGUACCUGACCACGUGACGGAUGUCUCAUCAUUGUUUCAAAUAACUGCACUGCCUCAGAUAUGUUUGUUUGAAUUUGUUUUGGCAGAGGGGUUUAAUGUGAUUCUUCAUCUUGAAAUGACUCCUCGACUGAAACUUGUACGUUGGUUCAAAGCAAAUGUCUUGCAGUUACUUUAAAUCCGUGAUCUGUGAAUAUUUGGGAAGUUCUUUGAGUUUCUGUCAGAUGGUUUUAGUUUAAUCUUUUUAUAUAUAUUUUUGUAGUGUUGUGUUGGAUUUGAGAGUACAUCAUGCUCAGAUGUGGAGACGUUUGAUUUCAUUUGGUUUUGGUAAAGUUGAAUAAAAAAAGGUCAUUUGGAAAAGAAAGAACAUCCAUCGAAUCGUUUGUAAAGUUAAUACAAAUUUAAAUUUUAACUUCAUUUUGUUCUCUAAGAAUUAUAAAUGCUACAGUCACUUGCGUUUGCUGUAUAAUGCAAAAUGGGCUGACUGUAAAUUUAUAUGUAUCAGAAUUUCAUUUAGAAAUAGGGAAUUUUUCUGUUCAUGACUACAACCUGAAAACAGCCAACCUGAUGCUGCCAACCGAAUGUGUUCAACGACAAUAUAAAAAGACUCCACUACAAGUAAUAGUCAUACAUUCAUACCUUUUUAUUGUAAAAAAAAAAUGUACCUCAAGUUUAAAAAGCAAAGUGCUGAAGUACAGUGUCAGCUAUGGAGGUUCCUGCAUUAUCCCUUAAUCUUUGCGGCCUGUUUCCUGUAGAGUCGCCCUGUGAUAAAAUCUUAGUUAUUUUAGUUUAUACUGUGCUCACCUAGUGCGUACUAUAAAUAAUGGUUUAAAUGUGAAAUUGCCUUUAACUAAUUGACUCACGGAAAAACCGGGGCUGAGUGUUAUUCCACUAUAGGAGGCUGAAACACAAAUUAUUGUGCCGGGUCCGGUACACAGCAUCCAUUUGGGUAUUUUAAUCUAUAACAAUGCAAUGUUCAUACUGUAUGUUUUCCAUGUAAAAUCUGUAAUCUAACUACAAACUAUAGCUGUCAAAAUAAAGAGUGGAGUAAAAAGUACUAAAUUUUCCCCUCUGAAAUGUGGUGGGGCGCAAUUAUAAAGUAGCAUGAAAGGAAAACUGGCAAGUAAAGAGCACAAAUUCUUGAGUAAAUGUACCAAGGAAAUGUACUGAACUCUUGUA